GGCAGUACGCAUGCGCCGCGUCGCCGUGCGUCACUAAGCGGUUUCUUGGCGCCACUACGCGCGGGAAGAUGGCGGAGCCGGUUACCAAGUCCGUGCUGUUUGUGUGUCUGGGUAACAUUUGUCGAUCACCCAUUGCAGAAGCAGUUUUCAGGAAACUUGUAACUGAUCAAAACAUCUCAGUGAACUGGAGGGUAGACAGCGCGGCGACUUCCGGGUAUGAGAUAGGGAACCCCCCUGACUACCGAGGGCAGAACUGCAUGAAGAGGCACGGCAUUCCCAUGAGCCACGUUGCCCGGCAGAUUACCAAAGAAGAUUUUGCCACAUUUGAUUAUAUACUAUGUAUGGAUGAAAGCAAUCUGAGAGAUUUGAAUAGAAAAAGUAAUCAAGUUAAAACCUGCAAAGCUAAAAUUGAACUACUUGGGAGCUAUGAUCCACAAAAACAACUUAUUAUUGAAGAUCCUUAUUAUGGGAAUGACUCUGACUUUGAGGCGGUGUACCAGCAGUGUGUCAGGUGCUGCACAGCGUUCUUGGAGAAGGCCCACUGAGGCAGGUUUGUGCCCUGCUGCAGCCAGCCUGACUAGACCCCACCCUGAGGCCCUGCGUUUCCCAGUCAGUGUGUAAUAAUGUUCCAGAGCCCAAAGCCCCAGCUCUUUGUUCAGUUGACUUAACUGUUUCUUACCUUACAAAAUAAUUCUAGGUGGAAAUCAGUUGUGAUUGGCAGAAGAAUAAAUAAAAACCUUUGACUCAGACAGUUUAUGGGGUAUAUAAAGCAUUCUUAGACUAGUUGAACAUCUCACUUUGCCCCAAUUACAAAAAUAGUUGAACAAACAACAUAAAAUACAAUGAAGGAAAACCCCACUUGAAGGUCCAGGUCAACAUCUAAGCCCAUUGAGACUUAGAUCAUCGAGUCUACCUCCUCGGUAGGUUUGUGUGGAUGGCCUGAUGGAGGGCAGGUGCCCUCUGCUCCCCUGCGCUACCUCUCUCUUCCCUAGGGCCUUUUAUGUAUUCACAGUAGCCCCUCCGUAGGAGCUCACAGUAUAGAAGUGUUUUAAUUUAUACACACCCAUAGUGCAUACUUGUAUAUUGAAAAGAUAGAGAAGACAGAAAGAUGUAUGGAAUCAGUCAUUAGCACCUUUAAUACUUCUUGAUUUUGUCGAGUUUACUUCAUGAGGAGGUCAGCUCAUUUGCUCCCAUCUGAACCACUUUGCCUCUGAAACUUAAUUCCAUCCAGAAAGAAGGACACUUGUAUGCUAGUCUAUCUGUGGUCAGUUAGACUAGCUGAGGAAUACGACUUUUAUAUGCACGCAUAACCCAAAUGUCCAAUAUAAAUUGGCUUAUUUUUAAAAAUAAUUUUAAAAAUUGGGAAAAGUUUUAUUUGGCAUGCAUAAAUAUUGAUUGUUAAGUAUUAUUCUAAAUGUAUAGGCAGAUACAAGUAAUUUCUGUGUAUUUUGAGUUAAUGUCAAAAUCAUACGAAUAUUUCAAAAUAAACGGGAUUUAUAAAAAUACAGCCAGAGAUAUGAAUCUGGUGUCUGCCUGAUUUUUAUUGACAAGGAAGCAUUUGAAAACGUAUUUUCCUUUUUAUAUGAUCUGUGAUGUUAUGUGUGCAUAUUUAUCUUCAGGAUGAGGAUAAAUGAUGAAAAUAAGCACAUUGCUGCCCCAUAUAAUAAUGUCUGGUUUCUGAAAGAAGGUUGAGGUCCUGCAGCUGGAAAACCCCCUUGCCCAACACCAUCCUCUAAAAACGUUGCCCCAUGCUGAGCCCUCCUGUGCAGUACGCACAGCUGCCUGGCCAGGACUGGACCUCAGUAUCCUGAGGGUCCCAUGCAGUGCUGGGGAGAGGAGACACGUUUGAUCCCUGACUCACUCGUGCCUGGAGGAUGAACUGCUGCCAGAUGAAAGUGAGUAGUUUCCCCAUGGUGCCACGUGGAAGUGCCAGGCUGUCUUCACAGGAAGAAAGCUCGAAAACCCAGUGAGUCUUGCUCUUGUUGGAAUUACUUAGACAUGCAGAAAUCUUAGGGGAUUAUGAGUAGAGUGGAUAUUUGAAUGUGAUAUCCUUAAAAAGUUGGCAAGAAAAGGUCAAGUAAUUAGCUAUAAUUAGAAAACAGGAUUACAUAACAUCACUUCAGAAGUUAUACCCUGUUCUCUUCAUUCAGUAAUUGCUUUUAAUAAUCUCAAACUCAAAAUUUCGUACUCUUCUUUUAUGUUUGUAAAUAAAAUCCUACAGUUUUUCUUAAAUGUUAAUCUAUAUAAAAUACAGAUCCCCAAACAAA
This is a messenger RNA of Cebus imitator (Panamanian white-faced capuchin), 2267 nucleotides long. RefSeq names its product acid phosphatase 1 (gene ACP1). Gene Ontology annotation, molecular function: non-membrane spanning protein tyrosine phosphatase activity; acid phosphatase activity. Bases 69 to 545 code for a protein of 158 amino acids. The record is from RefSeq and is a predicted model, not a curated record. Gene Ontology annotation, cellular component: cytoplasm. The transcript has 6 exons. NCBI's taxonomy places the organism in Eukaryota, Metazoa, Chordata, Mammalia, Primates, Cebidae. Gene Ontology annotation, biological process: protein dephosphorylation.